Messenger RNA from Daucus carota subsp. sativus, 4992 nucleotides. RefSeq lists its product as uncharacterized. The record is from RefSeq and is a predicted model, not a curated record. The coding region runs from base 1 to 4992 and encodes 1663 amino acids. NCBI's taxonomy places the organism in Eukaryota, Viridiplantae, Streptophyta, Magnoliopsida, Apiales, Apiaceae. Gene Ontology annotation, biological process: DNA repair; telomere maintenance. Gene Ontology annotation, molecular function: DNA helicase activity. The transcript has 10 exons.
AUGAUACACAAAAUCGAUGAAUUAGGUUCAUCUGCAGUAGAUAUGGACAUUCCUAAUGCAACUCCAAAGUCUACAAUCACCUCUGUGCGCGAGACGUCGACUCGCCAUGUUAAUAGUCCAUUUACUGGCGUUUUAGACAACGCUGAAAUGCUACGGUCAAUAGCAGUAGAUAUGGACAUUCCAUCUGCAACACCAAAGUCUACAAUCACAUCUCUGCACGAGACGUGGAGAAGUGAAUCUUGCAAUAGCAAAUUCCAAAGACAUGAUCGAUCAAGUAGAACUCCCUUUGCUGACAUAACCAACACGGUGCAACGCAAUACAUCACAUAACAAUAAUGACAGAGUUAAAGGAAAAGGGAAAAAAACAGAAAUGGAGAGCAAUAAUGGAAUAGACAAAGGGAAAGGCAAAUCUGUUAAUUUGGAGGAUGCAACUCUUAAAGAGUGGAGUCGAAACCUGUUUGAGGAGGAAUUUAGCACUAAUCCUAGCCGUGACAGUGUCUUAUAUGAUGAGAAUUUGGAAGAGACAAGAUGUGAACCUCAAAUUUUAUCGGAUGAUUCCGAGACUGACUUGGAAAAUUCACACGAAGUUGAUGAUGGAGAUGACCUGUUUGAUGAUGAAAGUGAUGUAGAAAAUGAUACAGAGAAUAACAAUCCAAAUGAAACCAAAUCCCAGAAGCGGUGUACUCGUGGUUCCAAAUACCUUAUACCUGAGGAAUAUGCUACCCUUGGUGGCCCUUCAAAAGUAUGCAGCUCGUGCAAUGCUAUGAUGUGGCAUGAGGAGCGUGUCAACAAGAACGUGACAAAAGGCCAACCACUGUUUUCUAUAUGUUGCAGAAAAGGAGAAGUUAAAUUACCAGAUCCAUUGCCGACUCCAAGUUAUCUGGAUAAUCUUUAUAAAGAUUUAACUAGAGGCCCAGAUUUCCAAAGAAGCAUCAGGAUCUACAAUGCUAUGUUUGCCUUCACUUCUGCUGGUGGGAAUGUUGACCAUUCUAUAAACAGAGGAAGGGGACCCUACAUAUAUCGGCUAAAUGGCCAAAAUCACCACGUGUUUGGUUCUUUAAUUCCUGAUGAUGGGGACACUCCCAAAUUCUGUCAGCUCUACAUAUAUGACACAACAAAUGAGGUUAAUAACCGUCUGCGUUGGGUGAAUGUUUCUGAUCAACAGCCUGUGGAUGCGGAGAUUGUAGAAGGAUUGAUUAGGAUGCUUGAUAAUACUAAUGAAUUGGCGAAAAAGUUCCGCAGUGCACGUGAUCGUUGGGAGAAUAACGAUAUUUGCGAUUUGAAAGUUGAACUUAAAGUAUGUCGUGCUGAGAAUGGGAGGGAAAAUCAUAUCUCUGCUUCCAAUGAAGUUGCUGGCAUUAUGGUUGGUUCUAGCUCAAACACUACUCCAGAUCGUGAUAUAAUUAUUGAGCCGAAGUUUGGAAAGCUAAAACGGGUAUCCUACAUUCAUCCAAAACUGAUGGCACUACAAUAUCCUCUUCUUUUCCCAAAUGGUGAAGACGGAUACCAUGACAAGAUUCCAUUUCAGAGUGCUGAUUUGUCUAAUCUUAAAGAGCGAGAUUAUAUAUCAAUGAAAGAUUAUUACGCUUACCGGUUCCACGUCAGGCAAAAUCAGUCUUUGACAGACCGUUUAGGUGGGAGGUUAUUCCAGCAGUAUGUUGUUGAUGCCUUUUCUUCCAUUGAACAGACACGUUUAUGGUGGUUUCGGAAGAAUCAAACAAUUCUGCGCAAUGAACUAUACAGUCAUAUUUGUGAUUCUGUUCGCAAAGGAGAUUUGGCUUCAUCUAAUGUUGGCAAAGGUGUCAUCUUACCAUCUGGAUUUGUAGGAUCAAAACGAUACAUGCAACAAAACUUUCAGGACGCGCUAGCUGUGUGCCGCCAUGUUGGUCACCCUGAUAUCUUCCUAACAAUGACAACAAAUCCAUUGUGGGAUGAAAUUCAAAAGAUGAUGCAGUUUCUUCCGGGCUGUAAGUCUGAAAAUUCACCGGAUAUCAUAUCUCGAGUGUUUCGCCUAAAAUUAGACCAGCUGACCACAGAUAUAAAGAAGAAAGCAUAUUUUGGUGUUUGUGUUGGAGUUUCAACAGUUAUGUAUGUUGUAGAGUUUCAGAAACGAGGUCUUCCCCAUGUGCAUAUGCUAAUUUGGCUUGAUAGUAAAUCCAAGAUUUAUCUGAAAAACAAUGUUGACAAAUUCGUGUCUGCGGAGAUACCUGAUCCUGUUAAAGAUCCUGUUGGAUAUGCUGCAGUGAAAGCUUUUAUGAUUCAUGGUCCGUGCGGACUGCAAAACACUAAAUCUCCCUGCAUGAAAGGUCUUAAAUGUAUUAGGCAUUUCCCUAAAAAGUACUCUGCCCGGACUACAUUUGAUGAAAGUGGGUUUCCUAUUUACCGGAGGCGAAGACAGAACAUAACUGUUAAAGUUCGUAAUGCAGAGUUGGAUAACCAAUGGGUGGUCCCUUACAAUCGCGAUUUGUUGGUCAAGUAUCAAUGUCACAUGAACAUUGAGAUUUGUUGCCAUGCUCGGAGUCUGAAAUACCUCUUUAAGUACUGUCUAAAGGGCCACGAUACUGCAACUGUACAUGUCACUGGAAGGAAGAAGAGAAGCUCAGUCCAGAAUCCCGGUGAAGGUCUAGAUGAAAUUGAUGCAUACUUUGAUGGUCGCUACAUCUGUGGUGCAGAGUCGGCUUACCGGAUUUUUGGUUUUCCUAUACACCAUCGCACAAUUUCUGUGGAGCGACUGCCAUUCCAUUUACCAGGUCAAAAAAACUGCACAUUCCAUUCUAGCCAACCAUUAGACAAGGUUGUUGAUCGUGAGAAGAAUAGGCUCAGCAAGUUGGAAGCAUUUUUUGAGUUAUGCACUGUUAAUGUAAUGGCUCAGCAAUAUACGUAUCAAGAAAUACCCGAGCAUUUCGUUUGGGAUGAUGGCCAUAGGAAAUGGAAUCCAAGGAAGAGAGGAUUUCAAAUUGGGCGACUAUCCUACACACAUCAUAGCAGUGGUGAAGUUUGGUUUAUGCGGCUUUUGCUAACCAAAGUACGUGGUCCAACUUCUUUCAAAAGUCUUAGGACUGUCAAUGGAAAAGAGUAUGAUUCUUUUCGUGAUGCUUGCAAAGAGUAUGGAUUGCUGGAUGAUGACAGGGAAUGGCAUGAGGUGUUAAAUCAAUGUUCGUCUGGUGGCUUACCUCCUCAAAUCAGGCAGCUUUUUGUUCACAUUAUUGUCAACUGCAAGGUCACUGAUUUAUUUGAUCUGUGGACUAUGCACUGGAAGCAAAUGGUCGAUGAUAUCGUUUUAAAAAGGAGGCGUUUAAAUAAUGAUGAUAGUUUGAUGCUGGAUGACAAGCAGCUGCAAUUUUAUGCCCUUGCAGAGAUUGAUGAUUUGCUCCGUUCAAUAGGCAAGUCAUUAAAAAAUUUUCCUCAACUGCCCCAACCACCGGAGAACUAUCUCAACCAUGGAACUAAUAAUCUGAUUCUAGAAGAAACCAACUACAAUAUUACUGAAAUGGAAAGAGAGAACCAGAAAUUGCUGUCUACCAUGAAUGAGGAACAAUUGAACGUGUACAAUGCAAUUUUAGAUUCUGUGGGGAAGAAUGAAGGUGGUCUUUAUUUUGUUCAUGGCAGCGGCGGUUGUGGCAAGACCUUCCUUUGGAGAACUUUGAUUUCCAAGUUAAGGUCACAAGGUGACAUUGUUCUUCCAGUUGCUUCUUCGGGGAUUGCUGCCACACUUAUGCCAGGAGGUCGAACUGCGCAUUCGAGGUUUAAGAUACCUAUUGUGCUUGACGAAUUAUCUGUUUGUGCUAUAGGAAAUAAAUCAGACAUUGCGGAGUUGAUUAGGCAUACAAAACUUAUUAUCUGGGAUGAGGCUCCGAUGCAACACAGGUUUGCUUUUGAAUGUUUUGACCGCUCACUCAGAGAUAUUAUGAAGUCGUCUGACCCAGCGCGCGCAGCUCUACCUUUUGGAGGAAUCACAGUAGUACUUGGAGGAGAUUUUAGGCAAAUUCUUCCAGUUAUACCUCAUGGAGACAGGGCUGAGAUAUUGGGAGCGUGUAUAACCAGGUCAAGACUUUGGAAUAUCUGUAAAAUCUUCAUUCUAAAAAGAAACAUGCGACUCAAUAAAGGGACGUCUCAGUCUGAAAUUGAUGAAGUCAAUGAAUUUGCCAAAUGGGUGCUUCAAGUAGGAGAUGGAAAUGUGGAAGGUGGUGAGGAAGCUGAAAAAACUUUUAAGGAGGAUGGUAUUCAGGUGCCUAUGAAAUUUUGUGAUUUGGAAAAUGACAACUCUGUCGAGAACAUGAUUCGCAGCAUAUAUCCAGAUUUUGUUGAGAAUUCAAGCAAUGCAAAGUAUUUGAGUGAUAGGGCCAUUUUGACUCCUACUAACCAAACUGUUGGUCACCUAAAUUCUCUCAUUGUGGAUAUGAUACCUGGCGACGCAGUGACUUAUUAUAGUGUUGAUAAUGCAGAAGAUUUUGCUGGCACAGAGGAUGAUUUACAGUCUGCAUUUCCUAUUGAGUAUCUGAAUUCUCUUAGCAUUCCAGGUAUGCCUGCUCAUGAUUUGAAGUUGAAGGUUGGUGUAGUUGUCAUGCUGAUGAGGAAUUUGAAUCAAACACUUGGACUUUGCAAUGGAACUAGAAUGAUUGUGACCAAGUGUUUGAAAUAUUGCGUAGAGUGUGAAGUGAUAUCUGGCACCUUCAUCGGAACAAGGCACUUUAUUCCUAGAAUGGAGUUAUGUCCAAGUGAUUCUGUACUCCCUUUCAAGCUGGUAAGGAAGCAAAUGCCCCUGCAAAUUUGCUAUGCUAUGACCAUAAACAAAUCUCAGGGACAAUCUUUAAAAACAGUUGGUCUAUUUCUCCCAAAACCUGUCUUCACACAUGAUCAGUUCUAUGUUGCUAUUAGCCGUGUGACAUCUCCUGGAGGUUUAAAGAUUUUUAUUGAUGACGACCGUGGUUUUCCAACUAAUAUUACCCAAAAUGUAGUGUACAAAGAAGUUUUCUAUGCGCUGCCUAGGUAG